UACUGCCAUGGGGAACCGCUAAGCCAAAAUUUGGCGGACCGCUACAAUUGGUGGCGUUUUCGUGUUCGCUAGUUAGGUCUCGCUGCAUUUGGCUGGACGAGGUUCGUAUUGCGCAUAGGCCGGCGGCGUAGCUCCAUAGCUCCUCAAUGUGGCAGAUUUCUUGGCUCCUUAGAGCCGCCAGGGCGCUGCUAGGGUCUCUUUGAGCGGCUGCUUCGAGUGAUCGUCUCGGAUCUGGUGGCUUUGGAAGGAUUUUGGCAAUGUGGACCGGUGUGGGGGUGAUCUAGAGGCAGGGGUUUGGCCGCGGCGCCGCGCCGAGUGAGAAUGCGCGGGAUGAGAAGCGCGGUGAAGUGAUUCUCCUGCCCGGCGCUGCGCAUCGCGAGUGGCAAUGGAAGGUGUGAAACGAGGUCCAAAUCCGGAGCUUUGGCAUGCCUGUGCUGGGCCGCUCGUGUCUCUGCCCUCUGUUGGGACUCGAGUGGUCUACUUCCCCCAAGGCCACAGCGAACAGGUGGCUGCCUCGACCCAGAAGGAGGCCGAUGCCGACAUUCCUAGCUAUCCCAAUCUUCCGCCCCAUCUCGUUUGUCAACUCCACAACAUCACUCUCCAUGCUGAUACCGAGACGGAUGAAGUGUAUGCCCAGAUGACUCUUCAGCCUAUGAAUGCUCAAGAGAAGGAUUCGUUCAUGGUGUCUGACUUGGGCAGACAGAACCGGCAGCCGUCGGAGUAUUUUUGUAAAACGCUGACAGCAAGUGACACAAGUACACACGGCGGGUUUUCUAUCCCUCGUAGGGCCGCCGAGAAAGUGUUCCCCCCUCUGGACUUUUCCCAGCAACCUCCGGCCCAGGAGAUUGUUGCGAGGGAUUUACACGACACGGAAUGGCGCUUCAGACACAUCUAUCGAGGCCAGCCACGGCGGCACCUUCUUACGACGGGAUGGAGCGUUUUUGUCAGCGCCAAGCGCCUGCAAACUGGCGACGCUGUUCUCUUCAUAAGGGACGAGAAGGGGCAACUUCUUCUUGGAAUAAGGCGUGCAAACCGGCAGCAAGCAUCCAUGCCACUGUCGCUGCUGUCAACUGAUAGCAUGUAUAUUGGUAUUCUUGCGGCCGCUGCGCACGCGAAUUCUACGAGCAGUCGAUUUACUAUAUUCUACAAUCCCAGAGCUAGUCCAUCAGAAUUUGUGAUCCCAUUGUCAAAGUACUACAAUGCAGUAUAUAACAACAUGCAAGUCUCUCCAGGCAUGAGGUUUCGAAUGCAAUUCGAGACUGAGGAGUCCGGAAUCCGAAGGCACACAGGUACUAUUGUUGGUUCCGGUGAUCUGGAUCCAGUGCGAUGGCCGAAUUCUCAUUGGCGCUCAUUAAAGGUUGAGUGGGACGAGCCUGCCGCUGGCGAAAAGCAGCAACGCAUAUCCCUUUGGGAGAUAGAACCGGCUUCAACACCAUACCUCGUCUGUUCUCCGUCUUUCACUUUUCGAUCCAAAAGGCCGUGGUCCCAGGCGUUGGGGCCCAAUCCAAUAGCAAGAGAAGUUGAAGCUGUGGACGCAGGAAAAUGGAUCAAGAGCGAAGGUUUGGAAAAGAACCUGUCGUGGAACAUGUACUCGGAGCAACUCAUGCAGCUCCAUCAACGGCCGGAUUCUGCCGCGUCAGGAGCGAGGUCGGACUUUUUUCGUCCCGAUGACUGCAGCCGGGUUCAAGACGCAACGCAUUCGCAAACGCCGAAAGGUUUGCCCAUGCAGCAGCAGAUUCACAUGAAAGGCCAGCAGCAGCAGCAUACGCAACUACUGUCUGCGUUACCCCAACAGCAACAAGCUCACGAGUAUAACUGCCAUCAGCAUCAGCAGCAGCAGCAACAGCAGCAGCAGGUUGUUCAACUCUCGCAACAAUCGUCCGAGUCUGCAUUGCAUCUCUCAAGUGGGCCUCAAUCCCUGAAGCAGCGUGGGGACUCCAGUGAUAUUGCCUUGAGCUCCUACGGAAGAUCUUACCAGAGCAGUAUGCUGGAGCAACAGUACGCAAGAAACAUAGGCGGUGAGCAAGAAAUCCAAAUCAAGGAUACUCACGGCUGGUACGUGGGAGAGAAGGAUUUUACUACAGAACAGCCACUGCAGUUCGGACAUUUGGACGGAUACUCUGCCACUGGGCCCGUGUUCUCUAUUAAUGACAUUGAGCAAGGUGUAACGGCCGGUUUAACUUUCAAGGAUGCUCAGCAGCAGCAGGAGCAAGAUACGUUGCCUCUAGAUUCCAGGAGUCAUCUCCUCUUUGGGGUCAGCAUAGAGCCCGAAUGCAUUACUCCUUCGAGCCAGGGGCCGAAAUCGAAGGAUGGUCAGCAACGAGUCCUCGGUUCGACUUCUUCUGAUCUCCACUUGAGCUCAGACAACGGCACCUUGGAAGAACCUGCGUACUUACAGAGAAGUUCUAGCGCGCAGCCCAUGUUGCCGAGAACAUUCACCAAGGUGUAUAAGACAGGCUCUGUCGGAAGGUCUCUGGACUUAACACGUCUGAACUGUUACGAUGGGCUGAGAAGUGAGCUGGCUCGAAUGUUUGGACUUGAGGGACAGCUUGAAGACCCGCACCGAUCAGGCUGGCAGCUCGUGUUCGUGGACAACGAGAACGAUGUUUUACUCGUUGGCGACGAUCCUUGGGAGGAAUUUGUGAGCUGCGUCCGGUGCAUCAAAAUCAUGUCUCCCUCGGAGCUGAGUCACAUGAACCAAGAGCAGCUGAAUGCCAUACAGGCUCGAACGAAUGAAGAGUUUACAGAACAGGAUGCCAAUCCCGGCGUGGAAGUUGAGGAGUUUUAGAUCAACCUCAAGCUGGUGGUUCCAUCGCCAUCGUGAUCAUCACCUUCACCAAGUAGGCAACACCGCGAGCUCGCUUCUCGCGUUGUGUCUGUCCCACACAUCAAGAAGCUAGCCGCAGCAAAAACACCGCUUCAGGCCAGCUCUACUAAUACUCUAAAAGCAAGCCGGAGGUACUGUCUUUACCGCUACUCCCUUUGUAAUUUGGUUGUGGAUUGCUUGUGCUAGCCAGAGAGGUCUUAGCUUCUGUGUACAUAUUAUAUCUAGGUGUGUGGAUGGAUGCAUAGCUAUUCAGUAACAUAUUAACUAGUAGCUAGAGGCAGGGAUUGCAAGCGAAUGGUCCUACUGCCUGGGUGUUGUUUUUCUCACUGACAAUUUUGUAUACAAGUUCUUGGUUUAUAUGAUGCAACUCGAAGAAUCCGUGGUGUGUGCUUGUUAACUGGAUGGAGUGUGUGCUGCUAAGCAGAUAAAACUAGUUGGAACGCAAGCUGGAGGGAAGAUGGCGAGGCUGGAAGAGCAGACAAUUCAAGGUGGGCUUCGGCUGUUCAUCUUGAUCGAUCUAAAACUUUGGAAAACUUGGAAGGCCAAGACGAUUGAGAUUCAAGCGUUGUACAAGCUGGAGAUGAGAUCCUCCUCGAGCUCCUUUUUGGAGGGCGGGGCGGCGUCGGUGGCGGUGUUGGCAUCGUCGUCCUUUUUGCGGCCGUAGACGUCGAUGCUCAUGUCCUGCUUGAUGUUGUCGGCGUCGGUGACGAUGUUCACCUUGUUGAGCACGCGCUUGUCCUCGAGGUUGUAGUUGAAGUCGGAGCGCACCGUCCCCAGCGGGAUGUAGCGCACGAUCUUCUCCUGCGGGUAGUCGCGCAUCCAGGAGCGCGCCGCGCACUUGGUCCGGAAGGCGAAGUCCUCGCAGAAGGCGCCGCUGCGGAGCUCCUCGGGGAGCUGCGAGUGAUCCUGCGCCAGCGCGGUGCUCAAGUGCAUGCUGGCGACGUGCUUGUAGCACGUCUUGCCGCCGUUCUCCAUGCACUCGAGCGCGCCCGCGCCGAUGGGCUCGAGCACGAAGUGGUCCUGGAGCUUGCCGUUCGAGUCCUCGAUGAAGCAGUGGCCCAGGCCCAGCACCACGAAGUCGUCCGGGUUGUUCGUGGGAUUCUCGCCGAUGGCCGCGCGGAUAGCGUGGUUGUGGUGGUGAUGCGGGAGGACGACUCGCCAGCGUAAUUGGGUUCCAAGGAUUUUGGAUCGCGCGAGAAUGCUGGUCGUCGGAGCGAGAAUGGCGGUGGGUCUCUGCGUGAAGUGCCAGUGCGUACCUGAUGGGUUUCGGAGUCCUCUCGUGGCCGCGGAGAUGGAAGCCAUGGCGAUUUUGCCGCGGGGAGAGGAGACGUUGCUUGCCCUGAUUGUGCUUUUCUUUUCUUAUCCAUUUGCAAGGAGAGAUUUUUUUCUUAUCGCUUUGGAAUGUGCUGCCAUGCUGUUGAUUCGUGGUUUUUCUACGUUGAUCGUAUGUUAGUAUGUUGAUUGUGGGUAGAUAUUUUUUUGCUACUUCGAUUUGGCAUCGCCUCCUUCCGCAGCAGUACUAGUUCUCAUGCGUAAUUUGUUCCUGUUUCCCAUCGGAUGAGGGGAUUGAUCAGUCCCACGUUCGCCACACCCGGCACCGAUUCAACGCCUCUGUUGCUGCACCAUCGGAUUCUUCCUCCCUGCCGCCUGUGGGUGCCACUACCGGGUAGAUUUUUUCGUGGACGAGAAGGGAGCAUGAGGAUUGCGGCUGGUGAUGGCGGCGGGAGCAACAGCAGCAACAAUGGCGAGGAUGAAUCGCAUGAGGGGUCUUUUGGAAAUUUGGGAGGGAAGCUGAAUGAUCUGAGCACCAAGGCGCAAAUUGUGGUGGCAGCAUUCAUCUGGAUGUUCCUCUUCUUUGGUGCAAGCGUGUUCAAGAGCAGAGACAACAAAUAACUAACAAAACCUAGUAUUGUUAACUCUUAAAAUCAUAAGCUAAACUGGUUAAUCCGUUUUAAUUCU
Messenger RNA from Selaginella moellendorffii, 4786 nucleotides. Its product is annotated as auxin response factor 16. Lineage: Eukaryota; Viridiplantae; Streptophyta; Lycopodiopsida; Selaginellales; Selaginellaceae. The record is from RefSeq and is a predicted model, not a curated record. Gene Ontology annotation, biological process: response to hormone; regulation of DNA-templated transcription. Gene Ontology annotation, molecular function: DNA binding; protein binding. The transcript is spliced from 16 exons. Gene Ontology annotation, cellular component: nucleus. Bases 386 to 2788 code for a protein of 800 amino acids.